Pectinophora gossypiella (pink bollworm) is the source of this 582-nucleotide messenger RNA. RefSeq lists its product as uncharacterized. The coding region runs from base 1 to 582 and encodes 193 amino acids. NCBI's taxonomy places the organism in Eukaryota, Metazoa, Arthropoda, Insecta, Lepidoptera, Gelechiidae. The record is from RefSeq and is a predicted model, not a curated record. The transcript has a single exon.
AUGGUUGCGCGAACGUACCAUCUUGCUCGCAGCAUCCGCCAGAGAGGAGAGCCUCAGCGUGCUGUGGAGAGGCUCAAAGAGCACGAGCACCUAAAAGCGCUCGAGGAAUGGAGAGUGCGACUCGAAGGGCCACGACCCUCACGACAGCGAGUCGUCGGGGCAAUACUUCCAUCUUUUGCCCCGUGGAUGGAUAAGUGCUGGAACGGCUCGUAUCGGCUGACGCAAGUGCUCACCGGACACGGCUGUUUCGGUCACUAUCUACACAGGAUUGGUCGCGAAACAUCAGCGCAAUGUCAUCACUGUAGUGACGAUGAGGAUGAUGCCCAGCAUACGCUGGAAGAAUGUCCGGCGUGGAACACGGAACGACGCACCCUGAUCUCAACGAUUGGGGCUGAUCUUUCUCCCCCAGCAGUAGUUGCGGCUAUGUUGUCGGGAGAAAGUCACUGGAGGGCCAUGGUCACUUUCUGUGAGUCCGUCAUGACCCAGAAGGAGGCUGCGGAGCGAGAUCGGGAGAGGAGGGAUCCCGCCCGGAGAAGGCGACGUCGGCGACGCGCGGUAGCGGCAGUAGCCGUGGCUGUCUAG